Molecule: messenger RNA, 1751 nt
Organism: Cucumis melo (muskmelon)
Lineage: Eukaryota; Viridiplantae; Streptophyta; Magnoliopsida; Cucurbitales; Cucurbitaceae
Exons: 6
Coding region: 199-1512 (437 amino acids)
Cellular component (GO): chloroplast envelope; chloroplast thylakoid membrane
Source: RefSeq, a predicted model, not a curated record
UAGCAAUAUCCAAUAUUUUAUUGAUUUUAUGUUUUUCAUUUUUUUUUUUUUCUUUUUUGUGUGUCUUUUAAUUUAUUCCAAACCGCCUAAGUUAUGGAGUUCAGCCUUUAAACCCUAACAAAAUCUCAUUCCGUUCGGAGAGGAAGCGAAGGUUUUGUUGUUUUGGUUCAAUUGUACAUUCUGCUUCCAUAUUCCACAAUGGAGCUUCAUUCCGCAACUCUCCAGACCUCAUUCUCCUUCUCUAUCAGAGGCAAAUCUCUUGCUCUUGGAGACGCCUCUGCCGCCUGCUCUCCCUCCUCCCCAUCGCUUUCAAGAAUUACAGUUCGAAACUUUUCUUUGGGUUCAAAAAGUAGAGGGUUCCCUUCACUGCUAUGCCGAGAUAGACCAAAGAAGUCAUCCUUUUCAACCUUUGUCAGAGGGGUGAGUGCAGUACCUAGCGAUUGCAAUUCAGAAACUCUUGAUUCAUUGAAUCCCUCUCCUGUUGAGUCAGUAAGAGAUGUUCAAAAUGCAAAAGACAGUGUUGAAAGCUUGGACCAGCAUAAAAUGACCAAAGUGUGUGAUAAGCUCAUUGAAGUCUUCAUGAUCGACAAGCCAACUCCAACAGAUUGGAGACGGUUAAUUGCUUUCAGCAAGGAAUGGGACAAUAUCCGUCCCCAUUUCUUUAACAGGUGCCAAGAUCGAGCUGCCUCUGAAGAUGAUCCUGGGAUGAAGCAUAAGCUACUCCGGCUUGGAAGAAAGUUGAAAGAGAUUGACGAAGAUGUGCAGAGACAUAAUGAACUUCUUGAAGUGGUCAGAGCAACAGCACCAUCAGAACUUGGUGAGAUUAUUUCUAGGCGUCGCAAAGAUUUUACCAAAGAAUUCUUUGUGCAUCUUCACACAGUGGCUGAAUCUUAUUAUGAUGAUCCGGCUGAGCAAAAUGCUUUGGCAAAGCUUGGGAAUUCCUGUCUUGCUGCUGUACAAACAUAUGAUGCUGCUACUGAAAACAUUGAAGCACUGGAUGCCGCAGAGUUGAAAUUCCAAGAUAUCAUUAAUUCUCCAACUUUAGAUGCUGCUUGCAGAAAGAUAGACAAUUUGGCAGAGAAAAAUCAACUUGAUUCUGCAUUAGUAUUGAUGAUCACAAAAGCUUGGUCAGCUGCAAAGGAGUCAAAUAUGAUGAAAGAUGAGGUGAAAGACAUACUAUACCACUUAUAUGUGACUGCAAGUGGUAACCUUCAAAGAUUAAUGCCAAAAGAAAUCAGGAUUCUGAAGUAUCUUCUCACAAUUAAGGAUCCCGAGGAAAAACUAAGUGCUUUGAAGGAUGCAUUUACCCCCGGAGAAGAAGUUGAAGGACAAGAUGUGGACUGCUUAUACACGACCCCGGACAAGCUUCACGCAUGGAUAAAGACAGUGGUAGAUGCUUAUCAUUUCAGCCGGGAAGGCACCCUCAUCAAGGAAGCCAGAGACCUUAUGAAUCCACAGGUCAUUGUUAAACUUGAAGAAUUGAAGCAUCUCCUUGAGAAGAAAUUCAUGUGAGGUGAUGAAGGAUUUGGUAGUUAGGUCUUAAUUUAAAUUCAUGUUAUGCAUCAAAAGUUGUAUAGUGAAUUUUGUUUGCUUGCCUUCUUGUGUAACAAAAUGAAUAUGAAUAAUGUAUUCAAAAUAAUUUAUUUUCUACCCGGAAAUAGUGUAGUUCAAGUGGUGAGAUAUUUGUACCUGUUUUCCAGUUUGUAGAAUCGUAACCAAGAGAAUGAGAUCCGUUUGAUUGUGUUUACUAA